Molecule: messenger RNA, 3566 nt
Organism: Anopheles stephensi (Asian malaria mosquito)
Lineage: Eukaryota; Metazoa; Arthropoda; Insecta; Diptera; Culicidae
Product: zinc metalloproteinase nas-13-like
Exons: 3
Coding region: 2385-3257 (290 amino acids)
Biological process (GO): proteolysis
Molecular function (GO): zinc ion binding; metalloendopeptidase activity
Source: RefSeq, a predicted model, not a curated record
AAUAUUGAGGUUCGUUUGAAUAAUAAAUGCUGACUGAGUAAUUACAACAAGUGGACAUCCCACACGGUUUGGGGUGAAGAUGCGCGAGUGCACACCGAUCACUGACCUACCUUCAGAGUUAACAGGCUGUAGUAGAAGCACAGCCCAAACAGCACUACUGUCUCCUGCAAGGCGAUGAUCGUCAAGCGGGCGAUGUUAUGCAUGUGCGCUUGACUGACAAUCUUCUGCAAGAUGUCGUACGCGCAGAAGGAUAUAUUGAACAAUAGAUGCAUCAUCACUAGCAGCAGCUUCAAGCCGAUCGCAUCCGACAGCUGGUCUUUGCAGCGGCCCAGAACUACCAUUUCGUCGAUGACGGAUGAAAACGGACGUACUGGAAGGGCGCGUUGCAAGGUGUCAUACGUGUUGGCUAUUGUUUCCGCAAGCGUCUGGCAGAGCAAUGAGUUAAGUAGAAUGUAAUACUCAAUAAUCACUCCAGUAAAAACGCCCCAUAUGUAGAGGUAGACGUGCGUUCGGUAGACGUUGUACAACAGCUCCACCAGCGAGAGAAGGUUGCAUAGGAGUAACAUCGAUAGCUGCAAACGUUUGACGGUGUAUCGCUCGCUGCUCCUAGUGCCGCCGACACUUCCCGCCGAGGGUAUCGUUUGCAGCAACGCCAGCACUUUGUGGCGCUGUCGGAAGUUGUCGAAGACGAGCAGUAGCGCAACGAUCAGUGUUGCCAGCAGGCGGCUAACGAUGGUGAACCAGUUCACGCAGUUGGUGCACUGCUUGUGGCCCGUUACCCAGGGGUUAAGGAAUGCCAGUGUCAAAAUCGUAAAUAGUGGCAGCAGUAGCUGGAGCCGGGGUCGAGCAAUGAUGUAGCCGACGGUGCGAUCCUUGCUCCGCACCGUGCGUACAUUGGUGAUGAGCAGGGCGUGAAAAAUGUUGAGCACUCGCAUGCUUUCCACCGCGGGCUGUAACUAACGUGCCAACCUUGUGUCAUCGAGCGGUUGAGGUGUGAUAAGAACGGUUUAAUCAAUUAACAAAUUAAUUAUUAACAGGCGGUACACACCCUCCCGCGUGACCCUGACGUAACCGUGUGCCCACCGACCGAGUGCUUUCGUACACCGCCCAGAGUCAAGCGUUCGUUACGGAGAUGCAAAGACCUCGUGCUCCAGUUUCGGAGCGUUGCUCGUUUGCGCGGGCAAAGCCAUCAUUCUACUCAGACAUGGCUAUCAUUUGAAGCUAAUGCGGCUUGAAGCCGCUAUUACCAACCAGUGGCUCGAAGACAGAGCAAAACGCGCAAGUACCAUUCCUAAUGGGCGAAAAGUGGACCGACAAUAUCGGGCUAAUGAGUGCCUGAAAUAGUCAAUUGUUUGAUGUCCGAGGACCUGUGCAUUUGUGCGGUCGGCAACGAUUUGUAAAAGGUUUGAUUAUGGGAGCAAAAACGCAACGGGUCUGGGUGUGCUAAUAGAGCGAUAGCGAGACCCUUAAACGUGCAGGAACCCGUGCGCGCAAUGAGGGUCGAAGUGCUCCAAAAUAAUGACCCGGCCCCGGUGGUCUGUUACAUGAUCAUCCGCUCUGUACGAUCUUGGCUGAGCGCGAGCGGCUCCACAUUUGCCAAAAAGUUCCACGGAAGGCGAGAGAGCGUGCCGAGGCGGAUAGUUGGCACGCUCACAAUAGCUGUGGCCGAAGCGAGGCCCGGUGGCCAGCCCGGGCAUGUGGGCUGCUGCGGCUUAUUACAUCGGUAUGCUCGCGCCGAUGAUGAGGAGAGCAUGAAGCGGUUGGCCAUGUUUGGGCAGUUGGCCAGGGGGUCGACCAUAUUCCCACCCUUCGGUGGCGCUCGCGCGACGCUGGCGCUUCCCUUGCCCGUGGAUGAGAUGCAUGCCGCACCGUGGUAGAAGAAAAACGCAUGCUUGUUUGGGUUUUUUUUGUGUGUGUGUGGCAUGGCUCCGGUACGCGUUGUGUUACUUCUCCCGCCAAGAAGAGCACGAAGAAGAAGAGGUUACCGUAAUCAAACAUACCUUUCGCCCAGUUUUCGCCCCACACUUCUCAGGGCAGGACGGGUGGAGUUUGACUAACUGCAGCAGACGUACGAAGAUUUCCAAACCCCGAACCCGUGCAAGGGUUCGGUUUGGAGGGAGCGGAUUGAUUAUCUGGCGCGAUGCUAUCACCCCAUUAUCGUCGUAUCUCUCACCGAAAAACAUGCAUGAGGGCUGGCGGCCUACUGUAUGUGUGCUGCUGCUGGUGCUGCUGCCGGUGGUCUUGCCGAAAGGUAGGAGGCGGCUCCGAGGAAGACCACCGAUACUUAAAAGCCGGCGUUUUCGUAACGGAACGGUUCAGUCUCGAUCGGUACGGCCGGGUGGGUAGAGUGAGUGAUUUGCUCCACAGGAUCCACCUGCAGAACUAUGGGCGGCGCGAUGGGUUGGUUGCUUUGGGCGGUCUCGGUGGCCACGGUUCUGGCUGCGCUUGGGGAGGCUCGAGUUCUUGGCAGUAGUCGGCGAUUCCGGGACUACGAUUUUGACUUUUCACAUCUCGGUGAAGCGUUGUACGGCAGCCAUGAUACGGCAGCGAUUGGAGAGCUGGUACGUGCGUGGUCCCGCUCGCACAAUGGCAGCAGUGUCGUAAACCCGGAGGAGCUGGGAACUUACGCCGAAGGUGACAUCCAUCAGCCGCUGAUCGAACGGAACGCGCUCAAGUUCACCAGCAGCAAGUGGAAGAAGGGUGUAGUGCCAUACGAGUUUAGUGACGAGUUUUCGAUCGGUGAUCUGGCCAAGCUGUUUUCGGCGAUCGAGCAGUUCCAUCAGAAAACCUGCAUCCGAUUUGUGCCGCGCACCAAGGAACGCGACUACGUGGUGAUCGAGGGUCGCAGUUCCGGAUGCUGGUCGGCAGUAGGUCGAAUGGGGGGCCGCCAAGUGCUGAAUCUGCAGCGCAACGGGUGCCUCCAGAUGGAGGGUACCAUCGUGCACGAGCUGAUGCACGUGCUGGGCUUCCUGCACGAGCACACCCGGCACGAUCGGGAUCGGUACGUGAACAUCUUCUUCCGAAACGUGCGCCCCAAUCUGGUCAGCAACUUUGGGCGCGAAAGUGAAUCGCAAACCACCACGCUCGGCAUGCCGUACGAUUAUGGCAGCGUUAUGCACUACUCCAGAACGGCGUUCAGCAAAAACGGCAAACCGACGCUAGAGCCGAAGAUCAAGUACAUCGGGCAGCUUGGACAGCGCGUCGGCUUUUCGGUGAAGGAUGUACAGAAAAUCAAUAAGCUCUACUGUCAUCGGUGAGCAGACGUUUGUGAGGGGGGUGGGGGGGGGGGGAUGAAGCGGGAGGCAGCCCCCAGCCUCCACGGCACGGCCGAUUGCACAAUCUGCGCGAACGCGAGCUGGUUAUUGCAACCGGGCAGGUCUUACCUAAGAAUGCAUCAACCAAAAAGAUGCUUACGUCUGGAAGCCUUCUGACACUGUAGUAGAUGGUUAAGCAGCACGUGGGCAUGUGCGUGUUAGAUUUAGUUGAUAGGAUUAAGAGUGAAGCGAAAUGAAAACAUAAUCGGAAACCAACAACCGGAACAGAUUGUGGACCGCGAACGAAAGAAA